Messenger RNA from Durusdinium trenchii, 1341 nucleotides. The record is from the annotation of a GenBank genome assembly. NCBI's taxonomy places the organism in Eukaryota, Dinophyceae, Suessiales, Symbiodiniaceae.
AUGGCGAAAAGGUCUGCAGACACAAAGACCUCUCCAAAAGCCAAAGUUACGAAGACUGACCCGAAGGAGAGGCUUGAGCCCCUCUUCCAACUGGUUGACAAGGCUCAGCUGGGAGACACGUCAAAGUCAAUGCUGGUGAGCAUGGCUCCACAUUGUGUGGGCAACCCAACUCAUGAGUUCCAAGUAAAGUUCAAGGAGAUGCUUGACGGGGUUGUGACCAAAGUCGAUAUGGAGCAUGUAGAAGGUGUUGAAAGGGCCCAGGCUAGCCUGACGGAGAUUCAAGAACAGCUGGAAGUAGCCCAGAAAGCGGUAGCAACUGAAACCGAGGAGGUGACCGCAGCGCGUGCGGUUCGGACCCAAAAAGAAGAAGCUCUGAAUGCUGCACGGAAGGAGGUGGCGUCGGCUCAUGCCGCGGUUGCUACCGCCAAAAAUAAAGUUGAAAGCAUUGAGACCGAGCGCUCCGCCAUGGUGGCGGAGAAGGCUGAGUACGAAUCACUCCUCGGAGAUUGGGCUGUGCUCAAGGCUGGAACGAUCGACGGCAAGAAAUGGCGUGAGCGGGCGAAACUCAUUGCUUUUUCGCUGAAGAUGUUGGAGCCUGUUGGGCUGGAUGCCGCCCUUGAGAGCGCAUUGCCAGUGGCAUUCAAGACCAAACCAUCGGAGCGUGGCAGCUUUGCAGAGAAGGCCAUUGUUUAUGCAGAGGACCUUUUGCACAAGACCAUUGCAAAACUUGCAGAAAAGCUGAGUGGCUUUGAAGCAGAGGCGGCCGGACGGGCGCAAGUUCUGGUUGAUGCAGUCAGUGCUCAACAGGGCGCAUGUCAACAAGAGGAACAACGACAGGCUGAGUUCCUAGCAGCAGAUGCAGCGGUGAAAGAGAAGGAGGCCUCAUUGAAUCAUGAAAAGAAAGCGGAGAAGACGCUGGCUCCAAAAUUGAACAAAAGCAAAUCCGCCCUGGCGAUGGCAGAGGAGAGGCUAGUGCAGGUUCGCAGCCUGAUUGCGGAGUUCAAGCAGCUCAAUGAGGUCUUGCAACUGGGCCUUUUGGCAUGCGAGAUGCUGUGCACGCAGGACACCGGUUGCAGAGGUUUCGACUUCGAUACCUCGCGGAGCUACUGCAGAACUUGGAGUACUUGCCCUUCCAGAUCUGACCAAUAUGGGUGCCAGUGGACGGUCUAUGAUCGACCAGCAUGGCAGUACGAGACGUCGCCACCACCUGCACCGGAGGUUUCAACAUCACCGAACAAUACACAGCAGCAGGCGACUGCUGUGAGUGCAGCGCUGGGAAACUGGCAGCUUUCUUUUCCUAUCUUGUGGUGUGUUGGAAGCCUUGUUUUCACCUGCCAAUGA